CCCCCGGAGCCACAGCAGAAGCGUAAGAGGGCCAGUCGAAAGAACACCCCGAAACGGUUCAGAUGUGAAUAUGAGGGUUGCACANAAGGUAUCCGCGUGCUUAACCAACCGCUAAAAUACUCCCAUCAUUCAUUGACCUACCAGAUCUAUUCUCGAGCAGAGCAUCUGCAACGUCAUCAGUUAAAUCACAAGCCAAAACAGUUAUUUCACUGCCAGGCUGAANGGCUGCGAUCAAACUUUGUGCGUCUUGACCUUUGUAUGAGGCACCAAGCCAGACAUGGCGAAGCCUCAAAAGCGAGAGAGCAAGACGUUGGCUCGACAGUCUACGAAACCUCAAACAAUGGUAUGGUAGACCUUGCUGAAGAGGUGAAUUCGUGUUUCCACCAAGACACUGCUACGAACAUCAUGAUCCAGCAACCUCAAACACAUGACACUGGCGUCGCAGGCUCAUAUCAUAACACAACCCUGGAUGUGGGGUCAGAGAUGCAAGAUUGGGCACAAAAUGGAAUGCCAGAGAAUCCUUCAGGACUCGCAACAAUCUCUCCUCAGCCAGGAAAUGAGAACUUCGUGGCUUGGUUGUUUGAUAGCCCUGGCUCUCAGCAGCAGAAUUUCGACCUCUCGAGCUACCUGCCAUAUGUGGACUUCAGUCUUGACUAUUGCUCUCCAAUGAACGACUUCUGGCAAUUUGACUCCAAUCAAAAUACUGCCAACGUUUCCAUCAGGAACUCGUUGGACAUGCCACCAAUAGUUGAUGAGUUACGUGAGAGUCCCGGUGCUUACGGCUUGAACAGCCAUCUCCGUGUCUCUACCAGAUGCAGAUCAAAAAUUGUGCAAAGCAUCAAUUCGUUUCUUGCGAAGAAACGUCCGCCGGGGUUGCAAGAUGCUACUGAAGAAACGAGCUUGUUGUUCAGUACCGAUGGCAAAGAUUUUCCCAACUUGACAAUUAACGUUCUUGAGGACUGCUUGUCUAGCUUCUGGUCAUAUGUAGCGGUUCAGCUGCCCGUCAUUCAUCAGCAGACUUUCUCGAACGAUGAUUGCCAACUGCUUCUUCUACUUGCGAUACUAAUGCUGGGUGCAGGUCAAUUAGUUCGCUUACAUCCUGUCGGAACGCGAAACGACUAUCGUGCUCUUGCCGACCUCAUAGCAAUCAAUCUUCGGUGGGAGAUCUUUCCGGAAGCCGAACCUCCUAUAGCAUUAUGGAUAGCUCAGGUGCUCUUGUUGCUCGAGUUUUAUGAGAAGAUGUUCUCAACUCGUCGCCUCCAUGAGCGUGCAUAUAUUCACCACGCCUCUACUCUAGCUUUGCUACGGCGUGGCAGUCCUAUGGUCGGCCAUGCUGAAGAUGAAGAGCCACCAACACGGUGUCCAUCGCCAGGAUCGACUUCACAACAAACGGUUGGGAUCUCCAAACAGCUAGACUGGUGGCGCCGCUGGGCUAGAAAUGAGUCCUGGCACCGUGUUGUUUUCGCGGCUCUUCAUAUGGAUACUCUGCACGCCGUAGCCUUCGGACAUGAGAGUUCACUUCUGCCAUACGAAGUUCGACUUCCGUUGCCGUGUGAUGAUUCUUUAUGGUCUGCUCAGAGUCCCGAAGACGUCUGGAGGCUAGAAGAAACGUUCUCAAUGCACGGUAUUAGCCAGCAGCCAUUCCUCGACAGCCUGAGAAGAUGUCUUCAUGGGCACGAUGUACACUCAAAUCAUGGUGCACGAAUCAUUCUAGGUUCUGGUCUACUGAGUGUCGGCUGGCACAUCAGGCGCCGUGAGAGGAAUCAACAAUUCUUGGAGUCGAUCCCAUCAGCUCAGGAACAAGAACGCUGGAGAGUCUUGCUUCUCAAUGCGUAUAGCCAUUGGUGCCGAAGUUUCCAGAAGGCACUUGAGAAGUCGAAAGUGCAUAGUCGGAAACAAGAGAACGUCAGAGAUGUGGUAUUCAACCCAACAAUUCUGUAUCGCCUGGCGUAUAUCACCUCACACAUCGAUAUUCUAGAUGCCCAGGUAUAUGCAGGUUCGAAGCGAUUGCUCGGCCGCAAAAUCACCGAGAAAGAUCACCUUGGAUGUUCAACACGGAUGCGCAGCUGGGCUACAACCUCUUCGGCUAGAUUGGCUGUCGCCCACGCUUUUGAGUCGCUUGAUGAAACUCUUUCAGGUGUGCGUUCUGAAACUGCGAGACAAGCAUCUGACCGAGCAACGACAACAAAUUAUACAUGCCGUGCUGAUCCAUCCUCAUAUCGACCUUGGGUCUUGUACCUCGCAGCGCUGACCAUAUGGUCUUACCAGUACGCCCUGAAUAUGAGGUCACCACUUCAAAGAUCGUUCGAGGGUGACCGAGCCUUGUCGCAACAUGUUGCUUGCAGCUAUAUUCGAAAGUGUGCCGAAUCAGGAGUCGACAGUCUUUCAAGCCAGAUAUCAGCUCAGGGAUGCAGCGCAGUGUGCAAACUUCUGGCUCAAGACUUCGCGCACGCUGAAUGGGAAUUGUUGGUCGAAGCUUCAAAAAUACUUGACUCGUGUGCAGACAUGAUAUUGGGCAGAGUCUGA
Messenger RNA from Aureobasidium musti, 2526 nucleotides. NCBI's taxonomy places the organism in Eukaryota, Fungi, Ascomycota, Dothideomycetes, Dothideales, Saccotheciaceae. The record is from the annotation of a GenBank genome assembly.